AUGUCCCAAACAGAGAGCUUCUUCAUGGAUGACGCUUUCUUUGCAAACUCAAAUUUUUUAUGGCCCAGACGCAGCAUGACUCUUUCCACAUUCAGAGAUGACUUCCUCCACCAUAGAGCCCAGCUAAUACAGAGCCUCAGUAAUGAGAUCUGUGACAGCUUGCUGAAUGAACUCAGUGAAGGCCUUCACAGAGAGUUCUUCCAGAGUCUAGAUGGUCAGUGUUCCUCCACGUUCUCCAGAAUCAUCAGCACAGAGACAGAGCAGAAUAAACAGCGAGACCUGUUUCUUACCAUGGACACUCGAGAUUUCUCUCCAGAGGAUGUCACUGUGACAGUAUCUGGGAGGAGGUUGGAGGUGAUGGCAGCCAAGCGGGCAGAGUCAGACACUUCCUCAUUAUCUAUCAGCGCAAAUCACACUAAAGACCCCCAGACAAAAGGUUUUGUUAAGGCUGUGGAGAUUCUGGAUCACCUGGAUUCAGCCACCUUGACCUGCUCACUUGGAGAAGAUGAACUCCUCCGUAUUGAGGCACCAGAGUCCAAAGAUGAGUCUUCAGAGAAGCUUGUCAUUCCAAUUCGCUUCAGAACAUCUCUGAAUUUCCCCAUCAGCAAGGACAGCUCAAACAAAAAGGAUGAUGAUGCUGAGAAAUCAGACUAG
Myxocyprinus asiaticus (Chinese sucker) is the source of this 654-nucleotide messenger RNA. RefSeq names its product heat shock protein 30-like. The transcript has a single exon. Bases 1 to 654 code for a protein of 217 amino acids. Lineage: Eukaryota; Metazoa; Chordata; Actinopteri; Cypriniformes; Catostomidae. Gene Ontology annotation, molecular function: protein folding chaperone. The record is from RefSeq and is a predicted model, not a curated record. Gene Ontology annotation, biological process: response to heat; protein refolding.